Microcebus murinus (gray mouse lemur) is the source of this 1965-nucleotide messenger RNA. It is a transcript of the gene TMEM233, whose product is annotated as transmembrane protein 233. Gene Ontology annotation, cellular component: membrane. The record is from RefSeq and is a predicted model, not a curated record. Lineage: Eukaryota; Metazoa; Chordata; Mammalia; Primates; Cheirogaleidae.
CUCUCUCCCUCCCUCCUUGUGGGGAGGCUCUUGGCCCGGGUCCCUGAGCCUGGGCGGGCACUGGUGGAGGACGCCGCAGGGGUGAGGUCACGUCUCCCUUGAGCCCCGCGCCGCUGGCUUUUCAGAGCCUUGCCGCGAGCCGGCGGCCAGAGCCCGAGACCGCGCCGACCGUGCGCUCCUCCGCCCGGGUCUCGCCCAUGUCUCAGUACGCCCCCAGCUCGGACUUCAAGAGGGCUUUGGACAGCAGUCCCGAGGCCAACACUGAAGAUGACAAGACCGAGGAGGACGUGCCCAUGCCCAAGAACUACCUGUGGCUCGCCAUCGUCUCGUGUUUUUGCCCUGCGUACCCCAUCAACAUCGUGGCUUUGGUCUUCUCCAUCAUGUCUCUGAACAGCUACAAUGACGGCGACUAUGAAGGAUCCAGGCGGCUUGGGCGGAAUGCCAAGUGGGUGGCCAUCGCCUCCAUCAUCAUCGGCCUUCUCAUCAUCGGCAUUUCUUGUGCAGUUCACUUCACACGGAAAGCCUGAGGAGCCAGCAGGAGGUGUGCUGAGAGCGUGGAGGAUGGACCUCAUCCGCACACACCCCAAAGGAGUUUCCGAGGAAAGGAUCCUUGACUUCAGACUGUGAGAUCUUUUCCUCCGGGACUCUCCAGAGGCAGGUCCCUGGCAAAUGAACAUCAACAACAACAACAACAAAAAAGUCCAAAUUUUUAGGAAAUCCAAGCAACACAGCCAGAUCCACCAGAGUCAUUGAUUUAUAAAAACAAAAAAAGAAAGAAAAAAAAAAUGAAGUCUCACUGUUGUAGUUUAGUGAAGCCCAUUUGUGUCCAUUCCUCCUCUCCAGAGAUGAGCCUCAGGAAAUGUCAUUUACUUUUAAUUGGUGGGGAGGGGGUUCGGGUUUGGGGGAGAGGGAGGUUUCUAGGAAGAGCAGUGGAAGCUGGUAUUUACAAUGUCAGGCACAAACAUUGGCAGCAUGUUUAAAAUUGUCUGUUGGAGUUGAAUUUGUGGAUUUGCUUUUCUUUUAUCCUCACAUGUUGUAACUUCACUUCAGUAACUUCUCCUCCAUCAGCACUGUCAUUCCCAGAGCUCAGCCAGGGGGUCAACGACUCAGAGGAAGGGGCUUUCUGGACUUUUGUCUUGAUCAGUGCUUGUCCUGAUAGGCCUCCUCUCUUGUGUGUAUCCACACUGGUCAACAUGACCACAGCCUCACUCUGAGAAUGUACUUGGUGUCAAUUCUAGACACAUGAGCACUUUCUCCACCCCAGUUUUGGGAAUAAACUGGCUGUGUUUAUGGAAUGUGCUUUUUUUUCCCCAAUAUGUCUCUCUAUUUCUCUCUAGCAAGUCUCAGGCAAAAUCUUUGAUUUUUCCUGGUUGCCACCUGGAAAUGCCACCCAUCUUUUCUGUCAAAUGUAAACCCUUUAGGUGCAAAUGUACUGGUUUAAUGACACCAUUAUUCUGCCUGCCUCUAGUUUCACAGAGCAUAAGACGUGUACCACUGGUGGUACACAGGAUAAUUUUUAAGUAGUUUACAGACAUGAUAUUAGGUAAUAAUGAAUCAUAAAGAAACUUUCUUCUUUUGUAUUCUUUUUCCAUCAUGAUGACAGCAAGGAUAAACUCUCUGUUGAGUGCUAACGGGUCUUUAACACCUUGAUUAAUAACACUGUGGCUCUUUUCCCUUUUUAACAAAGAAAGAGCAGGCCUCAGCUUCAGAGUCUUCUGUCUGGAUAGAAGUUAAUGAUAUUGUUUUGUUCUUAUGGUAUUUAUUUUAUCUAUUACCUUCCAUUUAUGGCUUCCCACAGAGGGAUGUGAUAUGUAUUUCCUAUUCAAAUAAAUUAACUUAAAAGAAGUAUAAGGACUCAAAGAAAAAUAUCAAGUGUUUAACACAACAGAUGAUAUGCAUAUAUGGCAAAAGUUACUUCAAGAACUAAUAUUAGAAGCCUAAUGAUAAUGAACUUGCAUAAGCAAA